AAUCAUCUGUUCAGCAUGUUAAUAUUGAUAAAUACAAAGAAAAUCUUAUUUAUAUGGUGAAUUUGAUUAAAAAUCCUGUUUCUCCUUAUUAUAAUCCGGAAACAAAAAUUCUACUUAUUACUCCCCCACCUCUGGAUGAAAAUUCUUGGGAAGAAACUUGCGCUUCUAGAGGUGAAAGUAUGAAUAGGAAGGCUGAUAUCACUAAAAAGUACGCUGAAAUUUGUGUUGAAACUGCCUCGGAAUUAAAUGUUCCUGUUGUAAAUCUAUGGAAAAUUAUAAAUGAUCAUGUGACGGUGAAGGAUUAUUUAUCUGACGGUUUACAUUUAAGUUCUCUUGGAAAUAAGACUUUGUUUGUUUCAGCUAUGGAUGUUAUUAAAAAUAAUUGGCCAGAUAUAGCUCCUGAAAAUGUUAAAGAACUCCUUCCAGCCUGGAGAAAUGUCGACACUAAAAAUCUUGAAUCAUCUUUGAAACUUAGCAAUUUCGUACCUUAUAACUUUGAAUAA
Messenger RNA from Dentiscutata erythropus, 503 nucleotides. Lineage: Eukaryota; Fungi; Glomeromycota; Glomeromycetes; Diversisporales; Gigasporaceae. The record is from the annotation of a GenBank genome assembly.